This is a messenger RNA of Danio rerio (zebrafish), 1105 nucleotides long. RefSeq names its product dolichyl-phosphate mannosyltransferase subunit 3, regulatory (gene dpm3). Gene Ontology annotation, cellular component: endoplasmic reticulum membrane. Gene Ontology annotation, biological process: glycoprotein biosynthetic process. NCBI's taxonomy places the organism in Eukaryota, Metazoa, Chordata, Actinopteri, Cypriniformes, Danionidae. The record is from RefSeq and is marked validated.
UUUACGUCAUCAACCUGCGUCAAUAAUCCGAAAACAGUGAGCUGGCAUUGAAUAGUAGGUGGAUUAUCUGUGUCUUCAAUCAUCUCGCAAUCCCCCAAACCAUGACCAAGCUUCUGCAGUGGCUUCUUGCGGUGUCUCUGAUUGGCAUUGCAUGGGGACUCGUUACCUUCGACCUCCUGGAUUUGCAUUUGCUGCCCCAGUAUAAAGAGCUUGCAUGGCCGAUGCCCGUGUACCUGCUGGUGGUGUUUGGGUGUUAUUCUCUGGCCACUGUCGGCUACCGUGUGGCUACAUUUAAUGACUGUGAGGAUGCGGCCAAAGAGCUGCAAGCGCAAAUAAAAGAAGCCAAAGAGGACUUGAGGAAGAAAGGACUGAAGAUGUGAAACUAGUUUGUGAUUAUCAAUAUUCUUUAUUUCUCUGUGCACAACAUUUCCUCCACGGUGACUGCAGUCUGGUUCUAUGGAUGUUUGCACUGUCAUAUGGACUAAAAUGAAAACAGGUCAGCUUAGUUCAUGUUUAUUUCAACAUGGUGUAAACUCCUGCACACCUGUGAAUCUAUUUUCAGCUCCAGGACAGCUUUAUUUAAAACAUUACUGAAACAUUGUGGACAUAUUGUCAGUGCAGAGAAGUGCUAUUUUUGUACAGUCCCAAGUCCAGAGUGUGUGUAUUUGCAUUGGCCGAGGAAUGAAUAUGGCUCUUUCUGUUUUUAGUGAAGUCAGAAUUCGGUUUCAGAUUUACACAUGAACUGUGCUUGUGAAAGAAAUGUGUCGGUCAAUUAAAAAAAAAAAAAAAAAAAAAAAGAUUUACAAAUGUAAAACAUUUGUGUUGAAUUCCAUUACGGUACUUAUUAAAUAACAUUUUAAGGGUCAGAAUGUUUAAUUUGAACAUUAUGUGGUAUUUGAUUGCCUGAAUAGAUAAAAACUACUUUAUAAGGUAAUUUUCCAUUGCGUUUUCUCCAGGACAUUCCACAUAAUAAAACUGAUGCUUGAUGCAAAAUGUGUAAAUCACAUGUCAAUCAAAACACAGACCGAUUCAUUUUCAACUGCAAUGUAAAUGUAACUUUUUGAAGCUGUUAAUAAAACAAAGAUGUAUGCUUUAAAAAAAAAAA